GCGGCCGCGGCCGAGGCGGCGCCGUUUCGUGUGCUGUUCGUCGAGCCGGCGGGUGAGCGGCAGCCCCCAAACCGGCACGACCUGCACAUCAACGCCUCUGUGCCGGGCGCCCUCAUGCUGCGCGCCGCGCCGGGGCGGGUGGCGCGGCAGGAGGUGGCGGGCGUGCCGGGCGCGUUUCUGCUGCACGGCGUGCUCGGCCGCGAGGAGGCGGCGGCGAUCCUCCGCCUCGCUCAGCGGAUGGGGUUUCGGACAGACCACCCAGUCAGCAGGCCCGCGCCGUCGCCGACGCGCGGCUGCGAGUGGCUCGCCGACGCGUCGCUGCUCGGCCCCAUGUUCGCGCGCGCCUCGCCGCUGCUGCCCGCCGAGGUUGGAGGCGGGCGGCUGGAGGGGAUCAACCCGCGCUGGAGGCUGUUCGAGUACCGACGUGGCGCCAUCUACCGGCCGCACAUCGACGGCAGCUGGCCGAUGGGCGGCCUCGACCAGGACGGCGGGUAUGUGCACGACCUGCACGGCGCCGCAGUCCGCUCCCGCCUCACCUUCCUCGUCUACCUCAACGACGGCUUCGACGGAGGCUGCACCACCUUCUUCCAGCCCGCGGCGGCGCCGGCGGGCGCGCAGCGAGAGCUCGAUCGGUUCGAGGUGACGCCACUCGCCGGUUCGGCGCUCUGCUUCCCACAGUCCGCCACCGCCUCGCUGCUGCACGAGGGGAGCCCGGUGACGCGCGGUGUCAAGUAUGUGAUUCGCACGGACGUCCUCUACCGCUUCUAGGUAAGCGGUAAGGUAAGGUAAGCUUCUCUCUCCACCG
This is a messenger RNA of Emiliania huxleyi CCMP1516, 805 nucleotides long. RefSeq lists its product as hypothetical. Gene Ontology annotation, biological process: peptidyl-proline hydroxylation to 4-hydroxy-L-proline. NCBI's taxonomy places the organism in Eukaryota, Haptophyta, Isochrysidales, Noelaerhabdaceae. The coding region runs from base 115 to 768 and encodes 217 amino acids. The record is from RefSeq and is a predicted model, not a curated record. Gene Ontology annotation, cellular component: endoplasmic reticulum. Gene Ontology annotation, molecular function: L-ascorbic acid binding; procollagen-proline 4-dioxygenase activity; iron ion binding. The transcript is spliced from 7 exons.